UCGAACUGAUAUGUUUCCUUGUUUUUAUAGUGGAUGCCUCUGUUAAGAGUUACCUAAUAGGAUGGGAAGAAUUUCAGAAAACCAAGUGGCUGAUGGCAUAUAUUGUGGUGCUCAUUGUGUCCCUUGUGGACUGGACUGCCUCAGUAUCUCUUUCCUGUGGCACGACUGUGAGAAUAAGACGAUUCCUCCGGCCUUUCUUUCUCCUUCAGAACUCUUCAAUGAUGAAAAAGACACUAAAAAGCAUCAAGAGUACUUUGACAGAAAUGGGAGGUGUUGGGCUGCUAUUAGUUCUUCACCUGUGUCUUUUUACCAUGUUUGGUAUGCUGCUGUUUGCUCGAACACAGGAUGGCCAACUGGACAAGGAAUGGAAGGGAUAUUUUCACAGUUUGUCAGAUUCAUGGACUACAUUGCUGGUACUGUUGACAACUGCAAAUAAUCCAGAUGCGAUGAUGGCUGCAUAUUCUAAGAAUCGAGCUUACUGCAUCUUCUUUAUACUCUUCAUUGUGAUUGGGAACUUGGUUCUGAUGAACCUGCUGACGGCGAUAACAUACAAUCAGUUUCGUGGCUAUCUUCUGAAAUCGGUGCAGACCUCAUUUUUCAGGAGACGUUUAGGAAUCCGGGCUGCAUUUGAAGUUCUUUGUUAUCUGAAAGAGACUGCUGUCAAUAACGAUGUUUUGUGUGUCCCAACUUGGACCCUUUUACAAGUAGUGCGGAAAGUAGAAAUGAAUUCCCACUGUAAGAAAGCAAUAAUUGAGCAUCCUCCAGCGCCAGAUUACGAGUCACCUUUUCUACAAAGAAUCCAGUCUGUCUUUGGUCACUGUUACUUUGAAUAUUUAGGAAAUGCUGUAGCUCUAGCAAACAUCAUCUCUGUUUGUGUGGUCUUGGUAAUAGAUGUGGAAAAGCCACCGGCUGUCCGGGAUGACUUCUUUUUAGGGGUUAUAAACUGUUUCUUCAUUCUCUGCUACCUGCUGGAAAUGUUAUUGAAAAUAUUGGCAUUGGGAUUAAAAAGAUACUUAUCUUACACAAGGAACAUCUUUGAUGGAGUUCUGACUGUAGUUCUGAUGGUUUUGGAAGUGUCAACAUUUGCUGUAUAUGGAUUUCCUCAUCCAGGCUGGAGACCCGAAAUGCAGGGCUUGUGGUCUCUGUGGGACAUGGUGCGUCUGGCAAACAUGCUGAUUGUGUUCAGAUUUCUGCGAAUCAUUGCCAACAUGGAGUUCAUGUCUGUAGUUGCCAGUACGCUGAUAGAUCUGGUGAGAAAUUUAAGAGCCUUUGCUGGGAUCUUGGUGGUGAUUUUCUAUAUAUUUGCAUUACUUGGCAUAGAGCUGUUCAAGGGGGCUGUUGUUCCUGUGGGCAAUAUCAGUGCUGUGAACAUGACAUCUGGUAACACCACCUUCCAGUGCGGCACUUUUGAACAACUGGAGUAUUGGCCAAACAACUUUGAUGACUUUGCUGCAGCAGUGGUGACUCUGUGGGAUGUGAUGAUUGUGAAUAACUGGCAUGUUUUCUUGGAUGCGUAUUCCAGGUUUACAUCUCCAUGGUCAAAAUUGUACUUUAUUGCCUGGUGGCUGAUUUCUUCCGUCAUGUGGGUCAAUCUGUUCAUUGCGUUACUCCUGGAGAACUUUAUUCACAAGUGGGAUCGUCGCAACAAUCCGGCGUCUCUCUCAAAAUUUGAAUACCAAAUGACAGUGGAACUCUUGUUUAGGGAUGUUUUGGAAGAACCUACAGAGGAAGAGCUGAUUGAAACCCUUUAUCAGCAUCCACAUAUGGAUCUACGUAGGUGAUCCCUUGGAGCAAACAGCAGUUGAUUUUUGCCACACCUGUGUGCAGGUUUUACAGCUGAAUGAAAGAGACUGCAGCUCUUUUU
Euleptes europaea (tarantolino) is the source of this 1864-nucleotide messenger RNA. It is a transcript of the gene TPCN2, whose product is annotated as two pore segment channel 2. The record is from RefSeq and is a predicted model, not a curated record. Lineage: Eukaryota; Metazoa; Chordata; Lepidosauria; Squamata; Sphaerodactylidae. Gene Ontology annotation, molecular function: monoatomic ion channel activity; voltage-gated channel activity. Bases 93 to 1781 code for a protein of 562 amino acids. The transcript is spliced from 21 exons. Gene Ontology annotation, biological process: transmembrane transport; monoatomic ion transport. Gene Ontology annotation, cellular component: lysosomal membrane.